CUCACAUUCACACCUGCAUCACCUCAACCACCGCACACACGCACACACACACCACACACACACACAAUGGCCGACCAGCAGCAAAAUGUGCAGCGCCUCGAACAGCAACACCUCCGCCGCCUCGCCCAAAUGCGCCUCCAGGGCAUGGAGGAGCGUCUCGGGCAACUGGAGCGCCUCGCGCAGCAGCAGCAGCAGCAGCAUACUGGACAGCACCACGCGUCACCGGUCGACGCCUCCGCCCUCCCAGCACCCACCCCGGUCGAUAUCCCGCCCGUGCCCUCUGGCGUCAAGAAGAAGCGCAACAGGGGAUGCAGAGGAGGCAAAGGCAAGGCCAAGCAGCAAGCAGCCUCCCAGGCGCUCGCUGCCGCCACGUCGAGCCGGGCUCUUCCCCCCGCCGUCUUGUCCCAGUCCGGCGUGCGGCUUCUCCCGAGCUCUGCAGACGGCAUCCGGGUUUUCACCACCGUGGAUCCGCCGGGCGUCUGGGUCUCCCUCGACGGGCUCGACGCCGAGCGCAGCAGGACGCUGGCCGAGGGGAUACAGAACUUCCUUGCUCUUACGAAGCAGGAUGACGCUGCUCCUUUGGUUCCGGUGGCCGAAGCUGCUGCUCCGGAGGGCGCCUCGAGCCAGGCUGCCACUCAGCAGGCGCCUGGUCAGUGGCCAAUCAAGGAGGACGUGGAUGCUUUCUUCGAGUGAUCAUAUCGUGUCAUGGCUGUAAAGGACAAGAGAUGAUGAAGGGAUUGGGUGACGGCUGGAGAGGAGAAAGAAUUGGGAUCCUGGGAUAGAGUAGGAUUAGUCACAGCGAAUAAAAGGCAAUUUUUUCAUCUGCUUGACAGCGGG
Microdochium trichocladiopsis is the source of this 837-nucleotide messenger RNA. RefSeq lists its product as uncharacterized. The coding region runs from base 86 to 715 and encodes 209 amino acids. The record is from RefSeq and is a predicted model, not a curated record. The transcript has a single exon. Lineage: Eukaryota; Fungi; Ascomycota; Sordariomycetes; Xylariales; Microdochiaceae.